Molecule: messenger RNA, 2109 nt
Organism: Symbiodinium natans
Lineage: Eukaryota; Dinophyceae; Suessiales; Symbiodiniaceae
Source: the annotation of a GenBank genome assembly
AUGAGCCGGCCUCCAGCAACAUCGCGCAAGGUCGGGCGCGCUGUGGUGCUACUGGCGCUGCUCUGGGUGUCUUUGCGAGCAGCGCAGACGGCGCGGGCUUUGCUAGGAGCGGGGGCCGUGCAGUUUCCAAGGUCGGUUCCUCCGGGAAUAUGGGCACAGAACUUGCUGGUCGCACGCAGGGCCAAGGCUGGCCGUGGUGAGGCCCAAGACAGUGAAGACGUCAAGGCCCCCAAAGAAAACGAUUCCGUGGAAGAGGCGACGGCCGAGGCCAAAGCAAGCUUCGAUCAGGCCGAGUGGCUAAAAAAGACAGCUGGCGAGAUCGACUUGUUUACAUCUGAGGAGGUCGGUUAUUGGGCCAGAGCGGUCUUGGAAGAGGCGAACUGCGGCAAGGAGACGGUACAGAAUAUUACAAAUAUUAUCAACAGCGAGGAUAUCAUGGGCAAGGCGCUUUUGAAGUUGACUUUGAACGACAUGCAAGACAUGAACAUUCGCAUGGGGCCGCGCAAAGUCCUGGCCGAACGCAUCGCUGCCGUGUCCUUGCCGACAGCCGAGGCGAAGGCAGCGCCAAGGGUCAUCAAGGAAGAAGAACUCGGUCCGCUGUCUCAAGCGCGCGUCCCCGCAGCAAAGCUACAGGAUGGACAGAGGCUUGUGGGGAUCGAUGCCUGCGUGAAAGCUUGCAUGGGCUUGAUCGAGAAGUACAUCAACCGAAGCGAUGUGAGUCUCACGAACCGCGUGCCGCCCACCUGCGCAGCAAGAUGUGCGCGAGGUGGGAAGACCACCUUCCUGCUAAAGCUUGGCGAGAGACUGGCCGAAACUGAGUACCUCCCCAUCUUUGUGUCCUUCAACGGGGAAAGCCCCGUCAAACGGCGGGACAACGAGCUAGCGGACGAGUGGCUGUACCGGACUAUUGCGUAUGCGCUGCUCCCGGCCAACAGUUCGCUUCGUCAGGAUGUGGCAGACGAAUUCGGAAACAAGACGUGUCAGAAGUCGACUCUGCAAUCCUACUUCGAGUGCCAGAAGAACGUUGUUUUGCUAGUCGAUGAGCUUAACCAACUGUUGCUGAGGGGCCCCACAAAAGAGGAAGAGAAAGCAGAGCAAGAUGCCGCCCGCUUCAUGAAAAAUGUCUUCCUUGGCCCUGAAGGUACCUACAUGGUCUUCACCUCCCACAUUCAGUCCACGGGGCUAGACUUGACCCAGUACAUGGAGGGCGACUCCGUUAGGGGGCUGGAAAUCACAGGCUUGCCAUUCGCAGAUGAGCUCGGAGAGCUGCAGAACAUGUCGCCAGCAUUUUCUGGCUUGACGCACAUGAAAGCAGCCUACUACUCAAGAGUCCCAGCACUCCUUUGGUCCUCGCACGAUGAUGGGUCUCUGCUCUCACAAAAAUUAUCACAAAUCCGGGAAGACCCGCAACAGCACCUUGCCGCCUUCUUGCGCGAGGUUCUCGCAGGCACGUUGAUGAGAGAGAUGGAGGCUUUCAGGCAGCUCACGGACGGCAGCCAAAAAAACAGACCAAUAUGGAUCCCAUGCUUCAUGUCGCACUUCCUUAUCCAAUGUAGCAGUGUCUGCCCUGCCUGUGGUGUUCUUGGACGGUGGCUGCAAGGCAUGCAAGCUGCAGAGGAGAAGGAUGGCAAGGCGUGGGAGAAGAUCAUCGCCGUUGCCUUCGGCUUGCGCUACAUUUGGCAGCAGAUGGGCGGCGAAUUGCACGGAUGGCUGCAUGGACAUGAAGGGGCAGCAGUCCAGUGUCUGGAUGCCAACCCAGCGGCGAAGAAUGUCGAGGAAGCAAUUCAGCAGCUGCCACAACCAUUGCAGUACCCAACCCUGCAGCUGGUUCUCCCGAGCCACGCACAGUUCGAGGCAGUAGACUUGUUCGCUGUGAGGAGAGAGAGAGACAGUACUGACUUAGUCAUGGUGGCGCAGCAGAAGGAAGGCAGCGCCAGUGUCAACCACGCACGGCCACGGACUGCGAAGCAUGCUUACUGGAUGAGAGGAUCGUCGACGCAAAAGGCAAAGACGAAAGAUGAAUGGAUCCUGCCCUCGCAAAGCGAGAUUGAAAAGUUCUUGGGACCCUCCAUGGCAGCUGCAGCACCAGCCACCUGGCGGGACCCGUAG